CGGAAAGGCAGCAGGAAGGCGAACAGAAGAUGUUUGUAGGGAAAAGGGGUGGAGAGCAGGGAGGACGGCCGGGCAGAGGGCUCGCUUUGGUUAUAAAGAGGUAGGGAGGAAAGCGAGGCAGCAGUCGAGCCCGCAGCUCCGGCGGGAUGGCUGCGGGGAAGGCGGAGGCACCGCACUCCUCCCUCGGGCUCCUGGGCAUUUCCGCAGGAUCCCUCCUCCUGGCAGUGCAUUUCUACAGCUUGCCCAGAGCCACCCCUCUGAUCCCCAGCACAGCUCUCGGGGCCCUUCUCUUGAUUUUAUCCUCUCUUUUGGCAUAUGCAGGAAUCUGGAGAAGCCUAAGAAAUGCCUCCCUCUUCUUGUCUCUCUGCCUGACCACCUCCAUCUUCUGGUGUGGCUACGGAGUGAUCUUCAUCCUGGGAGGGCAGAAAGUUCUGCACAACGUUGGUGAUUUCCACAAUGCCCUGGUGCCUGGGCUGGUCACGUUCAGCCUGGCACUCCUGCUCCUUGCAGUGGUGGGCUUCCUCUGCAGAGACCUCAUCCUGGCUCUAGUUGCUUCUGCCCUCUCACUUGCCAGUGCUCACGAGGUUGCCCUGCAUUACAGCACAGCUGUUGGUUCCUCUGCUGUGGCUUGCAACUAUCUGAUUGUCUGCUUGGUUGGGGGUUAUUUCAGCCUGGGGAGGAUCCUCUAUUUCCUAAGCAAAGAGAAAAUCACCCUGCCUGGCACAGAUCUGGCCAAGGAAAAGACCCGUGACCAGCUCCAAGCCAGCAGUGGCAGUGUGAACCACUUUGCAGUCACGGGGCUGAUCCUGAACAUGCUCUCUGCCAGUGUCUUUGGCUGCAGGCUGCUGGGAGUCACUGCCCAGCUCCUCAUGGGCCAGGUGCCCUGGCUCUGGGCAGCUGGCAUCUACCAGCUUGGCAUCUGCCUCUUGUCCUACCGUGCCAUGGAUGUGUUGAUGGCCACCUUCUUUGGUCUCACGUCCAUCCUGAAGCUGGCUGGAGGCUAUUGCCUUCUGUACCCCCUCUGGCAGCCAGAGGAGCCCUCUUUCCCUGCUCCCUUCCUGGUGGUUUUCUCCAUUCUUUUUGGGGUCUUGGCUCUUUUUCUCACUCUGAAGAGCCCGGUGGAUGCCCUCUACUUGCUGCUUUACGUGGCCUACUGCAUUGCCUUAGCUUGUCACCCCAAGGGUUUUUUUGCGGGCGGUCCCCAAGGCGUGGACGUGGCCAUCUUCGUGGCCUCAGCCUUGAUGACUCUGCUUCACCUGUACAACGGGAAGGCAGGGGCCAAGAUCCCAACAGGGAAGGAUGCUGUGAGGGCCCUGCUGGCUCGCGGCCGUUUCCCCAAGCUCCGGGAAGGAGCAGCCCUGCACGCUCCCUACCUCGGCUACUCCAAGUAUGCAGAUGCAGAAGUGCUUGGCUAUGCCUGCAGUGUCUUGGCCUCUUUUGCCAUAACAAUGCCAGGGGACCCCCAGGCUCCCCUCGCUACCGUCGUAAUCCCAUGGGUGGUGGUAGCUGGUGGGAUCCUGAAGCUGCUGAGCGGCUCGGUGGCCUUUGCCCGGGGUAAAACCUUGGAGAGCUGUGCCUUCAUCCUCUAUGCUGUCAUGUGGGUCAUCUGGGGCUUGACAAGAUAUGGUGGCCUCCACAGCACCACCAGAAGCUUCCACGCUGCAGUAGGCAUCGUUGCCUUCAUGCUCUUCAACAGCUUCAUUGUCUUCUGCACGCUCUUCUUGAACAUCUCCUGGUUCUUUUACUCCCUCACUUUCUUUCUCAUCACCAUCAGCUUCUUGCUGGAUGCCAUCCGUGCCCUUCCAGCUGGCUAUGACAUUGCUGCGACUCUCAUCUUUGGUCUGGUCAGCUUUUACUGCUUCCUCUCUGCCCUCUUCAACAGCAUCUUUGAGGGCUCCUGCUUGCCAGUGGGCAGAGCCAUCGUGCAGCUCAGUGGUGUGGGGGGAGCAGUGGCCAAGUGCCCUCACCUGCCUGCCAGGAAAGCUUCUUCAGUCAGGAGAAUUGCAGAUAUCCUGAAGAAUGGAGGGACCUGUGGCAUCCCCACAGACACUGUCUAUGUGCUGGUGGCAGCCUGUAAUCGGCCUGAUGGUGUGGAGAAAGCUCACCAGUCCAAGCGCCAGGCUCAGGAUCGCCCCAUGUCACUCUGGAUUUCCAGCCUAAAGCAACUGGAGCCUGCAAAGCAUUUGUUCACUCCCCUCCUCUGGGACUUCAUGGAGGCUGCCUGGCCAUCUCCCAUUAGCCUGGUGGUUCCCCGGGGGGAAUGGGUGGACAUCCUGGGCAUGAAGGACUCUGCUAAGUACGUGGGGACCCCUCAGAGCAUCGCCAUCCGCAUCCCCGACUGCUCUGUCACCACACACCUCAUCGACCUGGUUGGCCCCAUUGCAGUCACCUCAGCCAACCCAACAGGAGAGGCAGACACCACCCACCACAACCAAGUGUAUGCCAAGCUGGGAGAUAAGGUGGAUGCAGUUCUUUGUGAUGGGCCCUCCCCAGAGAACAUUGCCUCCACUGUGGUGGACUGCACCAAAAUCGACAGUGGAAACAUAGGGUUCUUCAGAGUUGGGAUCAUCCCCAAGUCCCAGGUGCUGCAGAUACUGGAGCAGGUGCAGAAGAAACACAGCUUGGGUGCUAACAGAGGCAGCUGCACCCCAAAAGGCCAUGAAGAACAUGUGAAUUGUGGGCACACUGUGCACAACGGGGUGGGCACGGCUGCCUUGGAGGAGACCACGCUGUCCCCUGAGGAUGGCACCCGCCUCUGAGCCCACCACUGACCUGCUCACCAGGAAAGGUGUUGCCUGCAAAGUGACUUCUAGAGCAAGCUGGGGAAUGGGAGAGGUCUCCCAGCUCCAGAGGUGACUUCACUCAUCUUUCCAUGGAUCCUGCUAAAAUAUCAGAGCUGACUUCCAAACCGGGGUCACCCAGAAGUAAAAUUUUCACGUAGGGACAGUGGCAGCUUUCACUGGAGAGCAGACACGGGCAAAGGAGGUGUCACAGGGGUGACAGGCUG
Calypte anna (Anna's hummingbird) is the source of this 3007-nucleotide messenger RNA. RefSeq lists its product as uncharacterized. NCBI's taxonomy places the organism in Eukaryota, Metazoa, Chordata, Aves, Apodiformes, Trochilidae. The record is from RefSeq and is a predicted model, not a curated record. Gene Ontology annotation, biological process: regulation of translational fidelity. Bases 147 to 2759 code for a protein of 870 amino acids. Gene Ontology annotation, cellular component: cytoplasm. The transcript has 9 exons. Gene Ontology annotation, molecular function: nucleotidyltransferase activity; tRNA binding; double-stranded RNA binding.